Messenger RNA from Engraulis encrasicolus (European anchovy), 1839 nucleotides. Its product is annotated as L-seryl-tRNA(Sec) kinase-like. The transcript is spliced from 7 exons. Gene Ontology annotation, molecular function: tRNA binding; kinase activity. The record is from RefSeq and is a predicted model, not a curated record. NCBI's taxonomy places the organism in Eukaryota, Metazoa, Chordata, Actinopteri, Clupeiformes, Engraulidae. Bases 128 to 1171 code for a protein of 347 amino acids.
GCAAGAUUUGCACUCUCUUUUCCCACUUUUUUGAAAUAACAUUCAACCCGUUCACAACAGCUUUAUCAGUGGAUAUAGCCUGCUGUUUCCAUAAAUGGAAAAUAUGUGCUGAUUCACAGUAGAUGAAAUGAAUGUCGCGCAGGAUGAAUCAUCUCAAGCAUGUCUGUGUUUACUUUGCGGGCUGCCAGCUGCUGGAAAGACAACACUAGUUCUGGAGUUGUCAAAGUAUACAACGCUGAGAGGAUGGAAGACACUCCCAUUAACAUACGACGAAUUGAUACCACAGGACGCCUUUGGCGAAGUGUCUACGGAUUGUGCCAGUCAUCCGCUUCAGACGCAAACCAAAUGGAAGCAAUAUAGGCAAGACAUCCUCUAUGGACUGGGACAGUUUCUACAGGAUCCUUCACAAGAGCCUGCUGCCCAUGGAGGAAUUCGGUCUACAGUCCUUUCUCACCUCUCCAUGGCACUGAGGAGCCAGGCAGAAUCACCAUCUCCUUCCCAGAAUAAACUUCUCUUUCUCCUCGACGACAAUUUCUACUAUCAGAGCAUGAGAUAUGAAGUCUUCCAACUAGCAAGACAAUAUGCUGUUGGGUUUUGCCAAGUGUAUCUUCAGUGUACUCCAGAGCUUUGUGUCAGUAGGAAUAGCAGUCGUGCUGUUCCGUUGCCUGAACUAGUUAUCCUGGACAUGCUGAAGCGAAUUGAACCACCCAACCCUGAGAAGAACUCAUGGGAACAGAACAGUCUAACGCUCUCCAGCAGUGAAAAGCUUGGCAACCAUGACAUGCAGAGUCUUACCAACUUGAUUUCUUAUGCAUUCGACAACCCUGUGAGUCCAAUCAUCGAUGAUACGGAAAAGAGGGAGAUGGACCGGGAGAGCUGUGCUAACAGUGUAUUGCACCAAGCCGAUCAGACCUGCCGACGCUUAGUCUCCCAAGCUAUGCGUACAGCAAAAGAAAAGAAUACAUCACCUGAAAAUCUACAGUCUCUGGCUAAACAAUUGAACAAGUUGAAAAUGCAAGUCCUUCAAGAGCUGCGAAACCAUAUUCAUCAAGUCCUCUCCAUCAACCCGGAUGAGGCUAUAGAUGUGAAGAGAGCUGUGAAUCAUACUGUGGACAUAUUCAAAAAACAACUGGACACAAUCUUUGAGUGCUCAUUAGCAGUUAAAGAUUAAUACAUGAUCCUGUUCAAACAUGUCUUUCCCAAAAGAGUACUUUUUUCGGGGGGAAGACAUGUUGGAAUAGGAUCAUGUAUAAAAAGGAAAAUGACCAACAAUGCAUACAUAUGGAGCAUGUAAGAUAGUAUUAAGUCUUGAAAAUGUGUUGAUUAAAUGUAAUGUUAAUUAAUGUAAAUCUAAAUGCAUACAGCAGCAAAUAAAAAUGAUCUAUUUCCCAUUUAUGUAUAAUAUAUAUUUUUUCAAAUGAUUUUCUUUGUUGCACUGUAGUAAUGUUAUUUAUUUAUUCUGCUUAUUUUUAUAUCCUUUUAAAUAUGUUUUCCAUCCGUUAACACAUUUUACAGUGCAUUUCAACAUUUUUUUUCUGUGAAACUACAACAAAACAUUGUUCUGCUUAAAUGUCACAAAGAAUUAUGUGUUUAUUUUUAGUGAGUUGUAGAAGUGCUUAGAAAUAUGGAUAAAUGACUGUUCAAGUAUAAUUUUAUAGCAGCAGAAAACUGGUUUAUAUUUGUAUUAAAAUGUACCUUGAACCAAUGAAAAGGGAAAAUGUUAGAUUACAGUUUUGGAAGAGUUUAAAAGAAGUUGAGCCCAAGAUGGCCCACAAUGCUUGAUAUGUUAAUGCAUAAUAAAUAACUCAAUGUCUUAUGAAUAUCUUACCAAAAUUCUUC